UGCCAAACUUGACAGGAACUCAGAAUUCCUCUUCCCAGUUUCCAUAGGACGGAGUGCAGCUACCGCCGGCCAUGGAAAACUGAGUGGAUACGCAAUUGCGGCAGCAUCCUUUUCGACGCGCACCUAUAUUUCAUAGUUUCUUGCUAAAACUUCAGAAACUUUGUCCAAACGAAAAUAAUAAUAAUGGCUACUGAUUCUUGGGCCCUGGCUGUCGAUAAACAAGAAAAUACAACGGACUCUUUCGGCUCCCUGGCGAUAAGAGCUCCACUUCGAGGUGAUGCUAUAACUAGAAAAGCCAAACAUGGCAAUGCACAACAUGGGGAGAAUGGCACCAACGUGGAAGAAGAAGCUGAGGACAAAGCAGCACAGUCGUUGUUGAAUAAGAUUAUCCACACCAGCCUGGUGAACACUACCAAUCAAGUAGAGGUUCUUCAGAGGGAUCCCAACUCACCCCUUUACUCAGUCAAGACAUUUGAAGAGCUGAGACUGAAAGAAGAGUUGUUAAAAGGAGUGUAUAGCAUGGGGUUCAACAGACCCUCUAAGAUCCAGGAGAAUGCCCUGCCCAUGAUGCUGGCAGAGCCCGUGUGUUAUCCCUCUGGUUCCAGACCUCAGAAUCUGAUUGCCCAAUCACAGUCCGGCACAGGUAAAACGGCUGCCUUUGCUCUGGCCAUGCUCAGCCAUGUAAACCCAGCCAAAAAAUGGACUCAGUGUCUCUGCAUUUCCCCAACGUACGAGCUAGCUUUGCAGACUGGUAAAGUUAUUGAGCAGAUGGGCAAAUACUAUCCUGAGGUGAAAUUGGCAUAUGCCAUUCGUGGCAAUAAAUUGGACCGAGGGAUGAAGCUCCAGGAGCAGAUCGUCAUUGGGACACCUGGCACGGUCCUGGACUGGUGCUCCAAACUCAAGAUCAUCGACCCCAAGAAGAUCAGCGUCUUUGUGUUGGACGAGGCUGACGUCAUGAUCGCCACACAGGGUCACCAGGACCAGAGCAUCCGAAUCCAGAGAAUGUUACCAAAGGAAUGUCAGAUGUUGCUGUUCUCCGCCACAUUUGAGGACUCUGUGUGGAAGUUUGCAGAGAGGGUGGUGCCAGACCCCAACAUCAUCAAGCUGAAACGUGAGGAGGAGACUUUGGACACCAUCAAGCAGUACUACGUGCUCUGCAGCGAUAAAGAGGAGAAGUUCACAGCACUCUGUAAUAUCUAUGGAGCCAUCACUAUCGCCCAGGCUAUGAUCUUCUGUCACACUCGAAAGACGGCUGGCUGGUUGGCUGCUGAACUAACCAAAGAGGGCCAUGUGGUGGCACUGUUGAGUGGGGAGAUGACUGUGGAGCAGAGAGCAGCAGUCAUUGAACGCUUCAGGGAAGGGAAAGAGAAAGUCCUGGUGACCACCAACGUAUGUUCCCGAGGCAUUGAUGUUGAGCAAGUUUCCGUGGUGAUCAACUUUGACCUGCCUAUGGACAAAGAUGGAAACGCUGACAACGAGACGUACCUUCACCGGAUUGGCAGAACAGGGCGCUUUGGCAAAAGGGGGCUUGCCGUCAAUAUGAUUGACAGCAAACACAGCAUGAACAUUCUCAACCAAAUUGAGGACCAUUUCAAUAAGAAGAUAAACAAACUUGACACUGAUGACCUGGAUGAAAUCGAGAAAAUCAGCAACUGAAGAGGCUUCUAAUAUGUAUGCAUUUGGGACAGUUACUUUACAUUUGGGCUUAAGUCACUUUAAUGAUGUCUUUGAAUGUUAACGUGUAAUGACAGUGUGUUAGCCACAUUUUCUAAAUUUGUAAUAAAAGGGUUGCACUGAACUAAUAUCUUACCCUCUAGAUUGGGUACCCUCUUCAGAGGAAUAGGUUAUGUGGGUGUUGAAAGCAAUAUAGAGCAUAUUGAAUCUAACAAAGAAAACUUUGCAACAGAAUAAUUGGGAAGGUUUGCUGUGUUGAUUUGUCUUAAAGAAUUUUUUUUUCUCCUAGAAUAAGAGUGGAAGAUAAUUUGACUUGAAGUUGAGACAAUGAGUAGUCACCAAACUAGAUGUCCAUUCUUAAUAAGGCACUUUACAGUCUUCUGUUUGAACUAACAAUCCUUAAGUGAUACAGCAUUACAGGGUCACAACACUAAACAGAUUUUUGAUUGUUUGCAUGUGCGUUUCAUGAUAAUCCAUAGAUCUGCUUGUGUUAAUACUGUAUUAGAGCGGUUGCUCCAUCUUUUAUUUAAUUUGUUUACAAUAGGGCACUAAGAAAAAUCUUAUGGUAGGUUGUUUGAGUGGAAACUAAUACAUUUUAAGUCACAAUCUAUUGGCUUGAAAUGGACAUUAAGGUUGAAGUCAAAAUUCGACUACAUGUUUAUUAAACUAUAAGCAAACUUAUUCUGUCAACUGACAGAUGUUAGGUCACUUUUACCAAGUAAAAAAAAAUAUUGUAAGUAUGGAAUAUACCUAAAUUGUUAGGAAUAUUAGAUUUAUUUUGAGAUAAAAGCUUUCAGAAUAACACCAUUGAGUUGUUUUGUUUUGUACAUCAUUAAAGAUUAUUUAUAUUUGGACUAAGCUUGAACUGAACUACCUAAGAGUUUAGAGUGUUUACCUUGACUUUGAAAGCAAAAUCUCUGCUGAAUCUUCUCUCUUAUACUUUAUGCACUUUUUGGUUUUGUUGUGCUAGGUGAUUGUUGUAAUAAACAUUACCUACAUAA
Messenger RNA from Esox lucius (northern pike), 2675 nucleotides. It is a transcript of the gene ddx19a, whose product is annotated as ATP-dependent RNA helicase DDX19A. The record is from RefSeq and is a predicted model, not a curated record. Gene Ontology annotation, cellular component: cytoplasmic stress granule; nucleus. Gene Ontology annotation, biological process: poly(A)+ mRNA export from nucleus. Gene Ontology annotation, molecular function: RNA binding; RNA helicase activity; ATP binding. The transcript is spliced from 11 exons. The coding region runs from base 184 to 1656 and encodes 490 amino acids. NCBI's taxonomy places the organism in Eukaryota, Metazoa, Chordata, Actinopteri, Esociformes, Esocidae.